UCAUAUGUUGUAAUCGCAGCAGGUCAGAACAUUGAUUGUUUAAUUUUCUUUAACACCAUUGGGAUCUCUUUAAAAGUGUUUUUUUUUUUGUUUUUCUGAGUUGAAACAUAAAAUUUCAAUUAGAGCGCAUAUGCAUAAAUCAAAUGAGAAAUAUAGGGAAAUAACUAUAGACAAAGGUGGUGGAGGAGACAGUGACUCUCCCCAUAGAGAUGCAUCUCAGUUUCCGAAGGUGAUGAAUAGGCCUAUCCAUCUGCCCAUUGAAACCCAUUUCCUCCUCCCUCCUCCUCCGCGCAAAGAAGCGGAGAAGCCAUCCUCAUUGGGACUUAAGUCCGUGCUUUCGUAUCCGCUCAAGGUUCGAGAUUCGUUGAAGAAACUCGGAAAGAGCAAAAGCAUGGAAAGGAUCCUUGAAGGGACUCAUGAUCCAAAAGAUGAACAAAUUGUUCAGUCGUUCCGUGAAUUACUUUUCCUUGAGGAUCAAUUUCCAGCAAAACACAAUGACUAUCAUACACUUCUACGCUCUCCUUGUGCAUUUAUGUUUCUAAGAAUGAGAGAUUUUGAUCUGCAAAAAGCAAAAGAAAUGUUUCUGAAUUAUCUUCAAUGGCGCAAGGACUAUGGAGUUGAUGCAAUCCAAAAGGAAUUUAAGUUUACCGAGCUCGCAGAGGUGAAGAAAUGCUACCCUCAUGGAUUUCAUGGUGUCGAUCGAAGUGGUAGACCGGUAUACAUAGAAAGGGUUGGGAUGGUAGACCUGAAUGCAUUACUUCAAGCAACCAGCAUAGACAGAUUUGUAAAGUAUCAUGUAUCAGAACAAGAGAAAACACUAAAUUUAAGAUACCCUGCAUGCUCAAUUGCAGCCAAGAGGCAUAUUGCAUCCACCACAAGUAUCUUAGAUGUGAAGGGAGUUGGGAUGUCUAAUUUCUCAAAGCCUGCAAGAUAUCUUUUCAUGGAAAUUCAGAAAAUUGACAGCAACUACUACCCAGAGACUCUAAACCGGCUCUUCAUUAUCAAUGCUGGUUCUGGGUUCCGGAUGCUUUGGAAGGUUCUCAAGGCGUUUAUGGAUGCUCGAACCUUGGCCAAAAUUCAUGUGCUGGGAUCUAAUUACCUUAGCAAUCUCACUGAAGGCAUUGAUCCAAGUAACUUGCCGGCGUUUCUUGGUGGAAGCUGUACAUGUGCUGACUAUGGGGGUUGCUUGUUAAGUGAUAAAGGACCCUGGAAGAACCCAGAAAUUACAGAGAUGCUUCAGGUGGUUACAUGUAAUGAAGAUACCAAUAAUGAAGGAAAUGGUGACCUAGCUUCAGGAGAUGCUUUGAUGCAUGAUAUGGAAAAUGGUAAAAGCAAAGAAGACAUGGGAAAGGAGGAAAGGGGAAUGAGUGAUAAGUUUGCACCACAAAAAGUAAUGGCACUGGAAGCUUCACUUGCAGACACCAAUAAAAAAAUUGAUGCACUGGAAGUGGCACUUGAGGAUACCAAGAUGGUGUUGAGAGGGCUUGCACAGCAUAUUAAAGAUCUGAAUCUUUGAACUUGCUGACAAGAUUGUUGGUUACCAGCAAGCUUGUUACACUGUGAAGCAGAGUUCAAAUGGGAAGCCAAAGGCAUUUCGUAUGCGCUUUGGGAGUGACUAUUGAGGAAAGCCAGUCAGAGUCCCAAACUUGAUGGUGCAGAUUUCAAACAAUAUUUCAGUGUAUUUUCUAGAACGCCAUUGAAGUAGGCCAACGUAGAAAUCUGGGAUACAUUAGGGAACCCAGGAAUAAUUGCCACCCAAACAGAUUAACUGAAUAUCUAAUAGAACUCUCUAACUGUAGUAAAAAAUACAACAUACCCAAGAAAAUACCUUCUUUCUUUCUUUUAUUUAAAACUUGCAAUUAUUAAACUUAAUAAACCAGAAUAUAUUCUUGGAACAA
Gossypium raimondii (Peruvian cotton) is the source of this 1898-nucleotide messenger RNA. RefSeq names its product phosphatidylinositol/phosphatidylcholine transfer protein SFH11. The coding region runs from base 131 to 1516 and encodes 461 amino acids. NCBI's taxonomy places the organism in Eukaryota, Viridiplantae, Streptophyta, Magnoliopsida, Malvales, Malvaceae. The transcript has 12 exons. The record is from RefSeq and is a predicted model, not a curated record.